Messenger RNA from Daphnia pulicaria, 459 nucleotides. RefSeq lists its product as uncharacterized. Bases 98 to 409 code for a protein of 103 amino acids. The transcript is spliced from 2 exons. The record is from RefSeq and is a predicted model, not a curated record. NCBI's taxonomy places the organism in Eukaryota, Metazoa, Arthropoda, Branchiopoda, Diplostraca, Daphniidae.
CGUUUGAUGUGGGAAAUGGGGGUUCCUGGUUAACGAGCUCUUGGCUAUUCAGCAAUUCAAUACAGCUCUUCGAACAGCAAGAAAAAUACAGACCACGAUGGCCAAAUUCACUAUUGCUGUGAUUCUCGUUUCUUUCACUGCCGUUGCAAUGGCCAAUGGAUACAAUGGGAAACCCUAUGAGCAGCCUGCACCUUACGGAUCUUCUUAUGCUCCCGAGAAGAAACAUUACGAGACUCCAUCGUACAACAUAAAAGCCCCAGCUUACAGCAUGAAGGCGUACAAUCCACCUCAACCCUCGUACCAAAUGAAAGCCAAGGCAUACAACCCUCAACCAUCUUACGUGCAGUCUAAACGAUACGACAACAAGUAUGAGAAACCCAAAUCUGACGGAAGCUACUCAGCUUAUUGAAAGUCAUCUAUAUCCGCCAGCCAGAAAGUCGAACGGUUUUAAAACUCUUC